Molecule: messenger RNA, 2979 nt
Organism: Melampsora larici-populina 98AG31
Lineage: Eukaryota; Fungi; Basidiomycota; Pucciniomycetes; Pucciniales; Melampsoraceae
Exons: 7
Coding region: 1-2979 (992 amino acids)
Biological process (GO): rRNA catabolic process
Cellular component (GO): nuclear exosome (RNase complex); cytoplasmic exosome (RNase complex)
Molecular function (GO): 3'-5'-RNA exonuclease activity; RNA binding; endonuclease activity
Source: RefSeq, a predicted model, not a curated record
AUGUCACCUCAUCCUACCAUCACGAUACUCAAACCAUCGAGAUCAGGUCCAGCUGAAAGUGUGACACUUAAACAAUAUUUAAGAAAAACUGCCAGAGGAAAAGUUCAAAAGAUCUUACGAGAACAUUAUCUUAGAAUAGAUAUACCAUGUGGAUCAUCAAAUUGUCAAGAUUGUACACGUAGAAAAGGUCAUAAGAAGUUUACGGAUGGUCAUUAUCUUAUGAUUGAUACAAAUGUGAUCUUAAGACAAAUCGAUUUACUUGAAUCUUCUGCAUUUGGAUCUGAUUUAAUUAUCCCUCAAACCGUUUUUGAUGAAGUUAGACAUAGAUCAUUACCUAUUUUUAAUAGAUUAAAGGCUUUGAUCAAUGAAACUGAUCAAUCUGGUAGGUAUGCAAGAGGUUGGGUGUUUUGGAAUGAAGCUCAUCUUGAAACUCAUCUUAAACGUGAAUCGACUGAAUCGAUUAACGAUCGAAACGAUCGAGCGAUCCGACAACUCUGUCAAUGGUACACAGAUCAUCUUUCAGACCAUCCGAUCCGAAUCGUUCUUCUUAGUGAUGAUCGUGGUAAUCGAGAAAAAGCUUUAGAAUCAGGAUUACUCGUCUCUACUACCAAAGAAUAUGUAGAAGGAAUGAAAGAAAACGAAAGUGUAGUCUUGACAGAAUUAAUAGCGGCUUCUGGAACGGAAUUUGAUUCAGGUGAAAGUUCUGAUCCUCGAACUCAAAAGAAUCGAAUGUCAAUCUAUGAAGAUUAUUUAUCAAUGUCAGAUUUGAAUGCAGGAUUAAGUUUAAAAUCACUUUAUCAAGGAAAAUUUAGAACUAAUCAGUACAAUUAUUUAGAAGGAUCAAUCUUUCAUCCAGAGUUUGAGAAACCGAUUCUUUUGAUUGGUAAAGAAGCUAUGAAUAGAUCAAUUGAUGGGGAUGAUGUGGUAGUCGAACUUUUACCUGAAGAUGAAUGGAAGACCUCUACAGAUGAAGUGGUGGUAGAUCAUGAUCUUCCUAAUGCAGCUGAAGAUCCGGAUGAUGAUGCCGAGCCAAUUGAUACGCAAGAUCGUACAACACCAGAAAUUGGAAACCCAAAGGAACCUCAAUCAUCCACCCAUUCUCGUCAACCCACUGGAAAAGUCGUUGGAAUCCUCAAACGAAAUUGGAGACCAUAUGUUUGUCACUUAGAUCCAUCAUCAAUCCCACCUUCUGCCUUACAAUCUAGUUUAUCAGCCUAUGCAGUCUUUGCCACUCCAUUAUCAAGAUUAAUCCCAAAGAUUAGGAUUCGUACAAGACAAGCGGCUACGUUAGCUAAUCAAAAAGUAUUAAUUUCAAUCGAUAGUUGGGAUGUCAAUUCAAGAUAUCCAGAAGGUCAUUUUGUUAGAGCCUUAGGCGUAGUAGAAAGUAAAGAAGCCGAACAAGAAAGUUUAUUACUUGAGUUUGAUGUACCUUAUAGACCGUUUAGUCAAGCUAUCUUAGAUUGUUUACCUGAAUCGGGUGAUAAAUGGGUGGUUCCUGAAAAAACUUCAAGUUCAAAACUUUGGAAAGAUCGUGAAGAUUUUAGAAAUUUAAUGAUUUGUAGUAUUGAUCCACCGGGAUGUCAAGAUAUUGAUGAUGCAUUACAUGCUAAAAAACUUUCUAAUGGGAAUAUUGAAGUUGGUGUUCAUAUUGCGGAUGUCUCACACUUUGUCUUACCGGAUACGCCCAUGGAUUUCGAAGCUGCUUCACGAGGAACCACGGUUUAUUUAGUUGACAAACGAAUCGACAUGUUACCUUCACUCUUAGGAACUAAUCUAUGUUCAUUAAAACCUUAUGUUGAACGAUUAGCAUUUUCAGUUAUAUGGGAAUUAUCACCUGAAACGAGUGAGUUUGUGAAUGUAAGAUUUACAAGAUCAGUGAUCCAAUCGAAAGCGGCUUUUACCUAUGAAGAAGCCCAGAAUCGAAAGGAUAACAAAGAAUUAUCAGAUGAGAUUACGGAAUCGAUUAGGUUAUUGAAUGAUCUGGCGAUCAAGUUGAAAGCUGCUCGAAUGCGUGCUGGUGCUCUUAACCUUGCCUCUCCAGAAGUUAAGAUUCAAAUGGAAUCAAGCGAGUCUAGUGAUCCGGUAGAUGUCGAACAAAAGGAAGCUAGAGAGACUAAUAGUUUGGUGGAAGAGUUUAUGCUUUUAGCUAAUAUUAGUGUGGCGAAAAGGAUAUAUGAAAGUUUCCCUUUGACAGCUGUUUUGAGACGACAUAAUCCUCCACCUAAGACGAAUUUUGAGGUUCUACAGGAUGUACUGAUGAAACGUCGAGGAAUGGUAUUAGAUUCUUCAAGUUCUGGAGCACUAGCAAACUCUUUAGACAACUGUAUCGAUCCAGAAUGGCCAACCUUCAAUACACUUGUUCGAAUCAUGGCAACACGUUGUAUGUUACCAGCCGAAUAUUUCGCAUCUGGUUCAGUUUCAAAGGAUACAUAUGGACAUUACGGUUUAGCUAGUCCGAUUUAUACACAUUUCACUAGUCCUAUUCGAAGAUAUGCAGAUGUACUGGUUCAUCGACAACUAAGUGCAGCGAUCACUCAAAGCCCAUUACCAAGUUCGAUGACAUCCAAACCUCAUGUAGAACGAAUCAUGACGAAUAUCAACAAACGACAUAAUUCAGCACAAAAGGCGGGUCGAGCUAGUGUUGAGUUUUAUGUUGCACUGGCGAUUAAAGCCAAAGAAUUGGGUCAUGCUGGUGUUAAGGUUAGGGCUGAGGCUUUUGUGAUUAGAGCUUUUAGGAAUGGAUUGGCUGUAUUUGUUUCACAAUAUGGACUUGAAGGUUUAAUUAAAUUUAAAAAUGAAAAUGAAUAUGAUGCAGAUCGAUAUGAGAUUACGAUCCCAACAAGAUCAGAAGACAAAAAAGUAAUCAUUGGAAUCUUUGAUAGAGUGAUGGUAGAGAUCACAACUGAACAAGAUCGAUUUACUCAACGUGGUAGAGUUAAGAUGAGUUUGAUUGAACCUAUUGAAUCGGAAAAAUUAUAA